GUCUGAGGCGUGGCCUUUCUGCCUCGCCCUGUGAAAUCUGGCUUUCAUUUAAAUUAAUAAUAGGGUAAGUUAAAGGGAAGUCAGGAAUAAAACGUUAGUACGUCAUAACGUUAGAAGAGCAAUUGGUUUUAGUUUUUGAAGAUCGAGGCAGCGGUGGGGGGGUCGCUGUUUUUCGGAGCGGCAGUCAUCUGCGUCAGUACUCAGUGAGGAGCGAGCGGGCUGGCCGAACAAAGGCGCCUCCUAUGUUUGGUAUCGGGGGUUUCAAAUCGGAGAAAACAGAAACUGCAGUCAAGGUCCGUGAUUACAGGACUACAUCAGCAAUAAGAAUCCACUAAGAUGAUCUAAAGGGAUUGUGCAUCCAUUCGUUCGCAGAUACGAGAGGCAGACGGCUCAGGGCCUGAAUUAAAAGACGAAACCAGACGAAAAAGAAGAGAUAGAGGACAAAGGCUCGACAUGCCAGAGCAGAGCAACGACUACCGGGUGGUGGUGUUUGGGGCAGGGGGUGUGGGCAAGAGCUCGUUAGUGCUGCGUUUCGUCAAGGGGACCUUCCGCGACACCUACAUCCCCACCAUCGAGGACACCUACCGCCAGGUGAUCAGCUGUGACAAGAGCGUCUGCACCCUGCAGAUCACCGACACCACGGGCAGCCACCAGUUCCCCGCCAUGCAGCGCCUCUCCAUCUCCAAGGGCCACGCCUUCAUCCUGGUCUACUCCAUCACCAGCCGCCAGUCUCUGGAGGAGCUGAAGCCCAUCUACCAGCAGGUCCUGCAGAUCAAGGGCAGCGUGGAGAACAUCCCCGUCAUGCUGGUGGGCAACAAGUGCGACGAGACCCAGCGGGAGGUCGAGACCAAGGAAGGGGAGGCCCAGGCGGCCGCGUGGAAGUGCGCCUUCAUGGAGACCUCGGCGAAGAUGAACUACAACGUCAAGGAGCUCUUCCAGGAGCUGCUCAACCUGGAGAAGAAGAGGAACAUGAGCCUCAACAUUGACGGCAAGCGCUCCAGCAAGCAGAAGCGGGCGGACAAGAUCAAGGGGAAGUGCAGCAUCAUGUAGGCCGCGUUGGAGACCGACAGAGAGAUCGGGAGGCUAGCGGAGUGGGGGUGGGGCUGGGGGGGAGGGGGUCGGGGGAGGGGAGGAGAAAGCACAAGGGGUCUCUGAGAAAAUAACAUGCCCUGCGCCUGUCCCAGCAGCAACGCCCCAACCCUGGCAUGAACCUGGAAUGAAGAAGACACGUUAGACACAUCUAUCACGCAUUCCACUCCAUAGCUAUCCCUUCCAGAAGAUGACUUAGAGGGAAUGGGGGAAAGCAGUAAAGGGACAGGAGCUGCAUGUCUCAUGGAGUUUACGGAGGAUAUGUGAACGGGAGUCAUUUUGCAGUGCCGCCUCCUAUUCCUUCUUCCUCAUGCAUCCUGCCUCCCCCUCCGGGGCCACCUCAUCCUCAUUCCCCCACACGAAUCCAGAAUCUUGCAGUCUCUCCCUGCAAGUGCGAAGGAUGGGAAGAAAGAGAAAAGGAGGCCACAGGACAGAGAUCUUCCUUUUGCAGGGAAAAUAAAAGAAAUUUCCUCCCUACAGUGGAGAACAUCAACCUGCUCAAGGUCCGUAUCUAGAAAGUGAGCCCAAGGCCCCCUGGUUUGGACAUCAUUGGAGGCCUUAACAUUAAAACACAAUUGGUCAGAGAUUCCAGAUUUGGAGGAUCAGAAUGGGACAUUUCCCAGUUGUGAAAAUAUUUCCAUUAUGAAAUCAUUCCCAGCUGGUCCCUUUAAUUUCCUGCUUAACUGCUUGUUUUUGUUCUGCCAGUCUUGGCUUUGUGUGUAUCUAAAUUAGGCAUGUUGUUCACUAACUCACAAUUACAAUCCCCAACUAUUUAAAUGGGCCUAGUUGCACAAGGCUGUUCUAUUUGGUGUUCCAGGGAGAUGUAGAACAGUUGCAAUGUGGUGCUGGACCAGGAACCACCUUGCAACCUAAAAGGAUCACAUCACUUUUCUCCAUUACCUGUAAACCGAGUGGGUGGUUUGUAGAUCAGGAAUGACUUUUGCAGGACAGGGGAGAGUGUGAUACAAGCAGAAUAAGGCCAAGCAGAAAAUGUGUGUGUCCUCCUACCUAUCUCAGGGGGAUUGUGUCUCUAACAGAAAAUUUAGUCAAAAUCUGAAUGAAGCUUCCCUAACUACAUGUGUUAAAUCCAUAGUCAAAUACAAACCUCCAGAUUAAGACAUUAUUUGCCUUAUUGUAUUGCUUGCUCUAUAAAUAAUUAGAAUAAAAGAUAAAAUAUUCUCAAAUGAGACCAGACCCUGUUGCAAAACACAGUUUAGGACUGAACGUGGUUCUUAGUGAGUAAUCCAAUUUAUUUCUGCUUUAUGGUGAGUGUUGUUGUUGGCAUGAAAUAAUCUCAAAAGGUUUAGAAAAUAUUCUCAAGUACAGGUGAUAUAAAUGUAGGAAGUUACAGAUUAUCUGGAACAAAUAUCUUGAGCCUUCAAGGGUUGAACAGAUUAUUUGAUUAACUGCUCAAUAACUUGCAAGUGUUCCCAAUCUUUACGGGUUGAUUAGGUAAAACUGUCUGGGGCUUGGUCUUUUCUGUAAUCCUUAAUUAUGUAACUGAUAACUUUGGUGUUGAUUAAAAGAUAGCCUCCUGGAAGAGAUUCCUGUUGGUUAGUGGUCAGACGAGCAGACAUAAGAAUCUAGGGAGCCAUUGUGCUGGUGAGAGUCUUGCACCCACAGAAGGGGAUUUACCAUGAUGCACUCUGCAGUCAUAGAAGACAGCAUGAAGAGAAUCACAGAUGGGCUCGUUGAAGGUGGGUCAUUACAGUACUGGUAGCUCAGAGCUGGUCUACUCACUUGUGGAAAAGGUGAGACACACCUGUCUUGAGCAUGAACUAUAUGUUGAGUUUAUGCCUGCUCUUGAGCAUUUGUUCUUCCACUAAUUUUCAAAUAGUACAAAAAAGAUGUUUAGUCACACUCCCAUAAUCACAACCCUAGAUUGUAGUGUUGUCAUUAAUUAACUGAUAAAAUGCACAGGUCUUUUGUUUUAUAGGAAACCAUCCUCUGGGCUAAAGCAAUAUCUUUUCAUCCCUUCAUGUUUCACCUUUCUGAUGCGUCAUGUUUCCUUGCACUUGAAAUUCCAAAGUGUGGCCCACAGGUGACUCUGCCUCUGGGGCUCCUGGCCUGACUGAGUCCUGGGUGCUGCAUUCCUGCAGCCUUCAAACAGGAGGCUCCUGAAGUGUUCAGAGCCCCAUCCAGGGGGGUGAUCUGCUCAUUAGUACCUUAACGCUACAGAAACCCAGAUGAGUUCUGGCCCAAUAAGCUGUUGAAAAAACCUGUUUAGCUACUCCACUUAAGCAAUUUUGUUCUUAAUGGCCUAACUAAAGUAGAGCAAACAAAUACCUGGAGGACUAGCAAGCUGGAGGGGCCUUGUUUGCAACCCAGUUUUGUUUUCUUAUGACUCUUUCAUUGGCAUUUUUAUGACUGACACCCAUCCAGCCUCACCCCCGGACAGGACUUGGGAACCCCCUGAUCUGUGUGUGUUGACGGUAGGGGGGAACAUUUAAAAACCGCUCUUGAGUCAAGCUCCUUUGCCCUCGUGAACUUGAUGAAGAAAUAAGCUCAACAGCAGCGUGCUCCAAAACCACAUCCACCUGCCGUUUGUCUGGAGGACCGAGUCACUCCCCCGAUAAAAGACGGCGCACGCUGUCGGUCAAGAGCUGAGGCGCACCAGGACGGAGGAGACGAGGUGUGUCUUUGUCAUCGGCUCUGCUUGCAGGCUCCUCUAAGAGCUGGGCAAACCCUUCGCAGUGGGACAGGUCUACCUGAACAACCGGAGAGCAGUGCCAGCUGCUGCAACAGCGCCCCCUGGCUGUCCCCUCUGCUGUCCCCUUCAGUCCUGAACAGCAGGACUCGGUUUUCAGUCCUGUAGCUGGUUUCUGGUAAAAAAAAAAAGGGGGGACAAAUGCAGGAAGGAACAGAUUUCUGAACUUUUUUUUCCAAAAUUAUUUUAAUCUGAGGAUGCAAGGAACAGGACAACUACCUUGUGGGUCAUUCUGGAGGACGAUUUUAUAAGCUCUCAUUGCUUAAGGGUCUGUAACACAUUUGAAGAGUGAAGCAUUGACGCACAGACGAGUGAACUCAGCCAGUAAAUCAGAAACCCAGGCAGAGCGCUGGUAGGUGAGGGUUUUGAGAGGCUGCAGUUUUUCUUACUUCUGUCGUGCUGUGGCACUGAGCAUAUAAAAGAAAGCAGAUGCAUGCCCCUGAGAGCUCACUGGCAUUUGUCACAAGAUGAUCAUAACCAGCUCCAGAUAAAGAAAAAUGGUCAGGCUUUAUUUUAAUGCCAUCUUAUGUAACAGAUGUUAUGAGGACUCAUGUACUUGCUUCAGUUUUUAAAACAAGUGCCCAUAAUUAAUUUUAUAAUUAAAUUAAGGGGAAAUUAGGGGAGUAAAUUUUCUGUUCAGGAUAGCAAAAUGAUGCAGUAGUUAGCAUUUUUGCUCACAGCAAUGUGGCCCUAGGUUCAAAUCUGGACUUGGGGCACUGUCUGUGUGGAGUUUGCAUGGGUUUCCUCCUGCAGUCCUGACCCUGCAUUGGUUAGAAAAUGGAUGGAUUAUCAAAGUUGUUACAGCAUCACAAGUGACCUCUACUCAGGUGUCAUUUAACAUAAGACCAUGUUGAAAUAUAGCCUGACCAAAAACAUCCUGCACGCAAUGUCAUUUUCCCAUGGCCACUUUUGCCUCUCUCUCCUAUAAGUCUUGUCCUGUGACUGGCCCUGCACUGGAGUGGGAACCCCAGCAAACCAGAGACUCUCUGUGAAACCCAUGAGCCCGCAGAACUGCUAUCGUCAGAGCCGCGCACCCUAAAAAUAUUGCAGUAGAGAGAGAGGGGCAUCGUGUUCAGGUGCUGUUCAAUGGCAGCCGGGAUUGGGAUUGAAAUGCUCUCGGGUGCCGAACGCGGGUGCACACGGACGGUUGUCGGUUCUGUUCAAGUGCUGGUGGUGUGGAAUACGCCCCACCUCCCGCUCAGCUGUGAAGCACAAACGCACAGUUGACCAGGAGCUGUUCGGGGACAAGUGACAACUGUAGUGCAACAUUUUCAUGUGAACCGCUGGCUUCGAAUAAGGGGGAACAGAUGCAAAGUUGUGUAGCUGUUCUUUAAUUGCAGUUUUGUUCCAUUAAUGACUACAAAUUAGCUUCUAAAGGCUUUACAAAUGAUCUAUUACUGUACGUGCCACUACUAUUACAAUGGUUAUUAUUUCCUGUGUUUCCCAUUUCCAUGCCUGUGAGAUUGUUUCUGAUUUUUUCAUGUUUAUUAUUCGGCAUUAGUUCGUCCACAAUUAGCAGGGUCACUGAUAACACUCAAUUAUAGGAAUAGUUUUCUGUGUUUUGUAGACUUUCAUCUUGUGUUCUCUGCAGCUUACGUCUACAAUGCACUUACUGUACAAAGUAUACAGGUAACAUGUAAGCUGUAGUUUUAAAAUACCAGCACAAUUUUUGUUUUUACAUUUUGUUUGUUAUAAUAAUGAAAAAAACAUUACCAAACCCCACACAAGUCUUUCAAGGUGCUAACUGAAUUGCACCCACGAGGCAGGUUAAAUGUUUUUUUUCUAUGUGUCAAUGGCAGGGUAUUUUUUUUAAACAUUUGGGAAUGGAGGCUAUGCAUGUGCAUGUGUAAUCACAGGCUUUUAUGGUGGAGCUGUAGUUCGCAGUCUAGGCUGAUUUGUCUGUUGUGCGCAGUCCCCAGUGACUCACAGGACUGCCCGGCAGGGAAGACCCGCGGUCUCGGGCACGGACAAGGCGUGAGGGACUAGUGUGAACUGCUGAGGCUGAUGACUUACAAUUCCGGGUCGGUAGGGGAUGAUGAGAGGCCAGUGUUUGUCCUUGUGAAACUGCCCAAGAUUGAAAAGACCUACUGUAGCUCUAGGGAACGGUACUGUAUAUAGUGGUUCAACGAAUGUCUUUACAGUGAGGUUUUUUAAUCAUACAUUCUUACAUGUUUUGCACACUGAUUAAUUGUACUUUGUGUGUUCAGUGGCAAGCAAGAUUUAAAUAAUUUAGGAAGGUGCUCAAAACCUGAUUUAUUUUUUACCUAUGCCGAUGACUUUUGUCAUCAAAGCUUUUGGCUUUUGCCUGCUUAUGUAGAAGUUCUCGUUCUGCAAUGCCAGCAGCAGACGUAGGGUGCUCCCCUGAAACCGAGCUGGCAGAAAAUUUUUACUCCUGCUGGUGCAAAGUAAUUACUGUACGUGCAGUGUGUGCUCUGCAUCCCAGCGCAGACUGAUCCUCACUUCUUCAGUCACUCAGAGGAGCUUCAGACCAACAGGAGUCCCCUGUGAGCACGGAAAUGACAGAUCUAAUGGGCCUGAAGAUGAAUCUUGUUGGAAAUCAUGUAAUCGUUCUAUCAGAAGGCAUGUUUUUUGUGCUUACACUGUAUUUCUGAAACUGUUAUAUCACACUGCAGAUUGUGAAAAUCUCCAGAAAUCAUCUGACAGAAUGAGAAGUCUGAUACUCUGCAGCGUAUAAGACUGCAUGAUGUUUCAGCAGACUGGAGAGGAUCCUAAUAUUCAGCCACACAUUUUCUAACUGCUAAAUCCACUUCAAGAUCACAGGGGAGCCAGGGCCGAAUGUUUUCUGUAUUUCAGAGGCCCUGUUUUCCUCCGUGGGCUGUCUCAUCCGUUCAUCACUUAGAGAGCAUGUUACCCAGAGUGAAAUCAAGCAUUGCAACGAUUCAGUCUACAAAGGGCACACACCAUCACAGAACAACGGCCUCUUUAAAACAGGAUUGUAGCUUCAAGGAUGAUAUUGGAUCCUCCCUUUUAAAUCCUGCUUCAUUCUGUCCUCUGUUGUGAGAAGCCUUCUGGUUUGACAUUUUGACAGUCUUUAACAUUACCUGAGCUAAUACUGCAGUAUCCUGCUGUGUUGCAGUCCCAACCUAAAAUAGAGGAUAAAACCUCGACUGGGUGUUCUAGUUCUAGAAAAAAAACCUGUUGAUAACUUUUUGAAGAGACAAAUGUGUUUAAAUGAAUUUGAAUAACUGAUGGACAAUGUGGGAAUGAGUCAUCUAAAAGGAGUCUGUGGGUAUAUGUAUCCAGUAGGAACAUCUGUGGCUAUUCUGUGCUGACAGAGGGAGAAAAGCAAGAUUUUCAUACCUAGAUUUCCAUAGCUGUGCACUGUGUUUUCAUACAUAUUCAAAAUGCUGACUACACACAACUUGGUUUAGACAGCUUAAAAUAUUCAUCAAGAAGGUUUUGCUGCACACGAGGAAGGUUUAAGCCUAGUGAUGAAAACGUGCCUACACUGAAUGUCUUCUACAGUACAACACAUUAGAGCAAUAUGAAAAUAUUCCUCUAGAGAAGCAAUCAACUCCUGCCCCAGGUCUUUAAAAGUAUAAUUGGUAUUGGUAAUUGGUUUAUUUGUCUCUUAAGUAUCUUAGGCAGAAGUGUCUCUUCGGCUCCUAAAGGAGUCACAGGUGUUCAUUCAUUUCAUAAUAGAUUUUUAUGUUGUGACCCAGUGGUCUCAUUUCAUGAGGGUAUUUAUGCUAAAUACUCAGCAAGAGAAUAUCAGCUUUGUUGAGCAAUAUAUCUAUUCACCAAAAAAAAAACUUAAGUUCCUCUUAGAAAGCACUUUACAGGUGUUAAUGUCCAAGUGCAUGUUUUACUACAAGUUUUUUAUGUUUGUGUAUUUCAGCACACAGGAGUCUGCUGACUGUGGCAGGAGUAGAAAGAGAAAAGGGUCAUUUUUAGAAAUAAAUUCAGUUUCUUGAUUGAAGAACUAAACUCCUCGUUAUCUGCAACAGCGGGCCUCCUCCACAGUGGAACUGCUGGUUUCAGCACAUUUCCCAUACAGGUCUAAUGGGAGGUGGAAACAAAGAAUCAAGUAUCUGAUUUGCCUUCAGGCCACCUCUCUUCCUUGAUGAAUGCAGGAAGCUCAAAUUCAAGGCCUGCUUUUUCCAUCUGUGGAACUGCCUGUUCACCCAAAUCAUUUGCUGUGGAGACAGCAGUUUGUACACAGGUUGCUCACAGGGGCAAAUUAGCAACUUUGGACUGAUUCCUGAAAACCACAAUUUUCUUGCUAUUAUUAGAAAAUGGCAGCAAACAGAAAAAAAGUAGAGAGUAAACUGAGUGGUGCACUUUCCUUUCUUUUUGCUCAAUAUUGAUUUUUACUCCCUUAAUAAAUGCAUACAGUAUGCUGAGCAUGAAGACUGAAUGUGUGGCCCUCUUAACCCUAUCAUACAGUAAUCAGACAGACAUUGUCUCUCAUCUCUUAAGAAGCAGCUGUGGGUUAAUUGUGGAUGAUGAUUUCUGUAUCUGUAGGCUUGAUCCCCUCCGUUUCAGAUUUUUUAGCGUAGGGUAAGACUAGGGAUAGUUUAACCCAUUCACUACUGUUCCAUGUUCAAUACACUACCAUUUCUUCCUCAGUUCGACCUUAACAUUUCCAUCUUUUAUUUCCUGUCUUUGGGUUUAUAUCAAAAUGCUAUUUUAUAUUUACUAAAGCACAAUAACACGUGAGAGAGACACCAAUAUACAGCAAUGUCCGUAUCCAGCUGCUCAAGAUUGCAGACAUAAAAUGAACAGAAAAAUUCAAAUCGACUCUCUCACCUUACUAACAGUAGCAGAAACUUGCAUUCUUUUUUUAACUUGAAGGAGGAGGAGCCGAUUGAUGAGUGAAAUGACUGGAUUGUGGGCAGCAUGAUGUUGCAGUGGUCAGCGUUGCUGUCUUGCAGUGCUGGGGCUGUGGGUUCAGUUUCAGACCAGGGUUGCCGGCUCCUUGGAGUUUCUAUGUUCUCACGGUAUUCACAUGGCUUUCCUCCAUGGGCUCUGGUUUGCUCCUACAGUCCAAAGACAUACUGGUAGAUUCAUUAGUUUCUGUGAAAACUGACCCUGAGGUGUGUCUGUAUUUGUGUCUGUGUGAGCCCUGUGAUGGACUGGUGUCCCAUGCAGGGUGUAUCCUACCUUGCGCCCAGUGCUUGCAGGGAUAGAAUCCGGCUUCCCCAAGACCCUGAACUGGAUAAUGUGGUUAGAAAGUGGAUGGAUGGAUUACUGGAGAGCAGCGAUUAACAUAGUCUAAACUGCUAAUUGUUGAAAUGGACUAAUUACACGCUCCUUUGUAUAAGGGUUUGCUGGUAUGCUGCACCACUGUCCACAGAUACAAAUGAUUUGUAGAUUAUUUUUUUGUAUUAAUUUAGUUGUUGAAAUCAAUACCAUCUGCAGACUGAAGAACAGAAACCAAGAACAGGCCUGCCCUGCCCCUACGGACACACCAGACAUUAACUUUCUAGCUGUAGGAAAAAAUGAACCCCUGUUUCUGAAUUAAUCCAAAUUCAAAAUAUAGUUUUGUUUUUACCCAAACAUUCAGAAAAUGAAAGAAAGCUGGACAUCAGAUGCAGCCAAAGAUAUGGGGUUUUGCAAUGCGCCUGCAGAUUAUUUAAAGCACAAUUUUCUAUGUGUUCCCAGUGAGAUGUUAGUCAUUCUUGUGAGGAGCAGAGAUGGGGGCAAAUUCCUCCAUGGCAAUAUGCUCAUUUUACUGCACAGAGUGAGUUCCUGUCUUCCCCAACUCUACAAGAAACAAAGCAAUGCAGUGUUCGUUCUUCAGAUUUUCAUGAAAUGUGUGAAAAAGACUAUAUAUAAUGUAUAUUAUUUAUCAUGUGUUACAUUGGGAUUGGGAUUUCCUGAUCAAAGUGUAAAAUGCCAUACUCUGUGUUACUGUACUUGCCUUGUAAAUGGCUUUUUAAUAUGUACAAAUUGGCCAAAAAUACUUAUACUGUAGUUGUGUUUGGUGAUGAUACAUACACAGUGAGAAGACAGCAGCAAGGGGUUCUCUUUUUCACUUCGGGGUAAUCUUAAAUCUGCUGCAGCCAUGACACUGAAUACUAUCAUAUAUUUUUUAAACUUUUUGAAACAAUGGCUGUUUUUCUGUGGUAUGAAAAAAGGCAACCACAAAUGAGGCCAGAAAAGACUUCAAAGGAAAAGCAUUACUGUGAAUAAAUGUUCCAGUUGCAAGUUGUAUAUUUUGUUAUACCUGUACAUGUGUUAGAGGUACAGUGUUUUGAGAAUUUAUGUUUAUUUGUUUCUUGGUAUUUAGAUUUGUUUUCAAAUAUUGUAUUUUAAUGUGUUCUAGAGGCAAAAUAGGCAUUGUAAUUAGGAGCUCUGGUAAUAACACUUUAGAUAGGGUUUCACAUAUAAUGUAUGAGACUGAAAUAGCACUUAAGUCAUGUAUAGCAGAUGUAAAUUGUUGAUACUUAGCACCUUUUUGAGAAACAAAACACUGAUAUUUGCCUCAAAAGUAAUACUAUUAAUACUAGUGGUAAACUAGUUGCUUUCCACUAGUAGUUAAAUGUCAGAAGAUAUUCAAAAUAUAUUUGUUGUUCAGGCUGCUGGUAGUUCUUUCUUCUUUGUUCAUGUGAUCAGUCACUUCACACUCAACCCAAUGUUGGAUGCUGGCUUAUCUCCCAGCGGUAUCAAUCUCUACUCAAUGUGAAACUGCAUGACAUCAUUCGUUCAGGACGGGCAGAUUAGUGAAAAGCUGAAUUUAAUCCAGUCCUUAGUUAGCUGUCACUUUUUGGGGAAGUCAGUGUUCUGUCCAACAAAUCGGAAUUUAAGACUAAGACUUUAUAUUGUUGAUUUGACUUUAUAUUCUCAUUUCGAUGACAACAGAAUGGGAUCAGACAGUUUGUCAGUGAACCUUUUCCCGGGGUCACGGCUGCCUUGUAACACUGCACCCUGAGAAAAAGCAGUUUUGCCUGCUAAAGAGACCCAUGUUAAGUGAACAAUAUUUCAUACUAAAAGAUGAGAAAUCUGUACAUUGACUGGGGUGAUUGGUUAAUUCAGGAUCUUGGUAAAGGGAAGCACAGGUUGUAAUGCUGUAGAAAACAAUAAGCAAUCUAGGUUGAUCUUUCUGAGCUUUUCUCCACAUGGUGUACAGUAAAGGCUCUUUCGCUGACUGUAAAUUAUUAUUAUUAGGUUUGCGAUGUGCUACCUUCAAUACCACAUACCCAACUGGGGCUUACCAUGUUUUCAUAGAAGUCGGUAGCAAGUCCAGUUUGUACCGGACUCAGUGUGUGUGUGUCACAGGGGUUUGAACUAUUCGCAGUCCAGUCUCGUCCUGGCCUCCCGCAGGAUCGAGUUUAGUUCAGGCUGGGAGGAGUGUACAGGUGAGUGGCAGGGUGGAAUCCAUGUGUCUCUGGCUCCAGGUGUUUUGAAUGGGUCUGAGACUGAGGGGCUUGUUCUGGCCUGGGGAGAUGAUGGAUAUCUUCCCCAGAUGUACAGGAUUGUCUAAUAUUAUGGCCAGUGAUGUCAGACAUGCUAGGAAACCUGUCAGCAUGCUGUUCUUUUGGUUGGAAUCUUUUCCUUACACUCUGCAGUCCUAUUGUUUGCACAUUGAGAUGUAUAUCAAAAUGUAAGACAUGUACAUUUAACUACAGUUGGUAGAAGUAAGAGUUUUCGAGUUGCCUCUCCCCUGUGUUGUCUGCUUCCACUCUGACACGUCUGCUGUCUUUAUUGGUGGGAGCUCAUUUCUUUGUUUGCAUGUCAUGGAAUUGCACAAGUGCAAUAUCUGUCCUGAGUCAAGCCUGGCUAUCGUGAACAGUUUUGGCUUUAGAGCUGGGCUAAUGGCAACACUGGGUUGCAUUGCCUUGGAAAAUACACUUGCAUCCAACCAUAAGGCAGACUGAAAUGGCAGAGCUUAAAAAGACAUACGUGGGUCUGUCAUGAUUUUCUUUUCAGCAUGCAAUAAGAUGAAAUGUGUUAUCUGUUCUGUGUGCUUGCAUGGUAAUCCCAUUCAUUCCACUGCUAUCUUUAGGGUCCACAUUCAAAAAGCUACUGAGUGUGUGUCUGAAGUAUUACACGGCCACUCUCUCUUCUCUUCCAACAUCUUAAAAUGAAACCCAGGGACAGGACAGUCAGUCCCCCACUUUCUCGAACUGCCUGUCCCAUCCACUUCUCUCUCAGAAUCUUACACUGCAGUUGCAUUCUGUCAUUAUGUUUUUACCAAAUGAUUACGAAGUACUUUAAAGCAACAGUCUACCAGUGAAGAAGAUGGCUUUUUGUUCAAACUAUGAUGGUUCUAUGAUCCUUCAAAACAUUUCCUUGCCACCUUUUGCCUUUAUAGCUGUAGAUUAGGCAGGUUAGCAUCUGUGUCUGCACAGCAGAUGUAAACUGCUGCCUCAGGCACACCCCUGUAUCCCUGUACCCCCCAUUACUCAGCCCAAACUGGUGAAGCUCACUGAAUGAAAAGGCCAGUCCUGUAACAAUGGCGCUAUCACAGAAUUCGUACUAACACUUGAUAUUACACUGUCUGUUUGAGCCAUGCGGGGCAGAGGGCUGGAGAUGGUGUAUCUUCCUGUCUCCCCCCAAGACUAAUGUCAUUCAAAACCAUUUCAGUCGAUAAAGAAACCAAUAUUUCUUCACUGCAGUCUCAUUUUUGGAUGAGAAUCAUGUGCAGAUAUGCAGAAAACCCUUUGCGAUGUUCUUCAAAUUCAAAAGAACAAAAAAAUAGUUCAGCACACAGAAGACAUUUAUCGUGUUUGUGUUUUGAAAUAUGUGUUUUACCUGAGAAUAUAAGGAGUCAAUUAUUUUUCAAAGCAGAGAAAUGUACCUCUGUAACCCAUACAGAAAACAUAUGGCUGUAUAUUUGUGACUUACUGUAAUAGGGAAGGCACUGUGUUCUGAAUGCCAGGAAACAAUCUUAAGAAACCUGUUAGGAUUCAACAAAGGCACUUUGUUCUGCAAAAUCAUGUACUUUUUGCAUUGUUCAAUUGUAAAUACGUGUAAAUUUUACUUCUAUAAAUGUACAAGGUAUCAGUGGGUCAAUGCUGGUUGCUGGGAAUGAACGGUAGACAGUCUUGUGGCGACACAGUCCAAACGCCCUGAGCUCUGUCGUUUAUGUGGCCCCACAUGGGGGAGAGACAGCUGACAUGAAUCCACACCUGCUCCUUAGAUCCCCAAACCCCAGGUGUUGGAUUGUAGCUUAUUUUACUCUUUUCCAUCUUUAUGCAGUUGUAGAACACGACUUCAAUCCCAAAUGGCAAACAAAACAUUGCUUCCUGUGGCGUUGAGUUUCUGAUCCCAGGAGUGGACGUCACCCUGCGUUCACCCUGGUCUCUGGUUGUCUGAGACAGGCAGACACACAUUGUGUGGUAGUGACUCUGGAACGGGAAACUCACCGGCUAAAUAUUGUGGAACUGUGUCCUGGGGUUGGAGAUCCGGGUCUGAGGUGCAUUUACUACAGCUGCACGCAGGGAGCCCGCCUGCUUACUGGGUUUUUAAACCACAGUCCUUCUGUUCUCCCACUGCGGUUAGGAAUUCUCUUCUGGGGAUCCUUCUGUCUCUGAAUCACGGUCCUGGGCGCUGCUCUCAUACCAUAGUGGUUCAGUCAAGGGGGCUUCAGUCCAGUUGAGCGCCUGUCAGUAUGAGGCCACUGUUCUGAGUCUUUGAGGGGAAUCCACGCCUGGGGUCUCCACUGCUGCACACCGGCCACUUGGGGGGGCUAUGGAUACACACUUUUCAAGUCCCUUGUAUCUGGGAUUUGGGGGGACGCCUUGUGUUGCAAUAAGUGAAAUGCAGAUUGAAUCAAGGUUGGGCCAAGAUUUCAGUGAUGCCUGUUGAACCACAGAGAAAUCUUCCGUUUCAUACCAGACCCUUCCCUGGCAUGGACAGCACUGGUACCUCGCUGUAUGCUUACGCCAGCAUGCCAACAGGACAAAAACUGUGAAGCAUCUUUUUGCUUUUCUCCAUGUCAUUCUUCUUACUCUUCUGAUUUCCAAUGAUUUUUUUUAAUUUAACAUGAUAUUAGAUUGCGUUUAAUUCUAGCAAUAGUCUUCCUAUUAAAAUAUACUGUGCUCAUGCAUCCCAUGACAAAGGAGAUAAAAUAUCAAGGUCUGCGAAAUACUGAUUUUUUAAUAAAAGCAAAAAAAGUGA
Molecule: messenger RNA, 13882 nt
Organism: Lepisosteus oculatus (spotted gar)
Lineage: Eukaryota; Metazoa; Chordata; Actinopteri; Semionotiformes; Lepisosteidae
Gene: diras1a
Product: DIRAS family, GTP-binding RAS-like 1a
Biological process (GO): signal transduction
Cellular component (GO): plasma membrane
Molecular function (GO): GTPase activity; GTP binding; GDP binding
Source: RefSeq, a predicted model, not a curated record